Leucoraja erinaceus (little skate) is the source of this 6221-nucleotide messenger RNA. Its product is annotated as tolloid-like protein 1. The transcript has 22 exons. The record is from RefSeq and is a predicted model, not a curated record. The coding region runs from base 1191 to 4208 and encodes 1005 amino acids. Gene Ontology annotation, biological process: proteolysis. Gene Ontology annotation, molecular function: metalloendopeptidase activity; calcium ion binding; zinc ion binding. Lineage: Eukaryota; Metazoa; Chordata; Chondrichthyes; Rajiformes; Rajidae.
UUCCGUUCUUUCAUCAUAUGUCAGUCCCGCCAUCCCGGGAAUUAACUUGCACUCCCUCAACAGCAAGAAGAUGGACACAAAAUACUGGAGUAACUGAACGGUACAGGCAGUAUGUCUGGAUUAAAGGAGUGGUCUGCUCCAUCGCGAGUUCCUCCCUACACGUUAAUUGCACUCCCUUGAGUUGCAAUUAGCCUCUAUACCGGUUUAUAACGUCCAUCCUCAGGAAUUCAAUAUUUCAUCUGUUUUUGUUUGCUAUCGGCUUUGGCAUAUCUUCAGUGGAAAGCCAACGAGCUGUGUGCUUUUGCAGCGUUUUAACUUACUGCGUGUCCGUCCACUUAAUGAGAAGAAGUGUGCAGAACCGAAGAGCGGGGUUCUGUGUCAGGACUGCCUCCUCGGUGAAAUCCCUGACAGUGGGGAUGGAUCUGUCUUCGGGGAGAUUGCUGUCAACCUUUUGCGCUCACUAGGGGUCGUCGAAUGUCAGAAAAUCAAUCUGGCAACAACAGGAAGGAGCCAGGCACCGAUGCCUGGAAACACUCUGGGAUUAGCAACCGCAGUGCCUUGCUGAAAUUACAAGUGGAAGAAAUCAAUGGCACUGGCGGAUGCCCGCGGCGAGGCAGAGUGAGUGAAGUGCGCUGGAAAGUUGCAACCGGCGUGCGGGGAGACGAUGCGGGGCAGACUAUUUUGAGGGUAUUUAAUCGCCAGUUUGCAGGGUAAUUUUGAGGAUUGAUGGAGUGACGUCAACACGUACCUUGCUUAAUAGCAAAGUAAUCUGAUUGUGGACGCUGUAAUCUCACCGGCACCGUGCUUUACUCUUUACAUAGCAGCUCUGCUCGCCUCCUGGACCCCGCUGGCCGUUUCCCCUCUGUGUGGAAGAUUGGAUGUUCAGGAAAUACUGGACGUUAUCUCACUGCAACGGCUUCUUCCAUCCUGAAGGUUAAAUAAAGAGUAAACAAACCCGACUGCGCUAGGAAGGCAGAGAGCAGUGUGAAGAAACUCAAUUUACAACCAAGCAGUUUGCAACAUUGACAUUAAUUAGCCGUUCGGAGCACCGGGCAACAAAGACUUCAUACCGCGCUUGUAGAUGUCACCAUCUCCAACUGUCUCUCACCUUAUUUAAAUAUAUAUCUAGUACCUCUCCACACUCUCUGGAGAGGUUUCCCCACAAGGCACAUAGACAUUUAAAACGAAACAUGAAUAUAAUUGCACUGCUACUGACUGUGUUGCCUCUAUCUGGGAAUCUCCACUGGAUUAGUGGAUUCGAUUACGAUUACACGUAUGAUUACUACGAUGAAGAAAAGGCGGAGGUUAUCGAUUAUAAAGACCCAUGCAAAGCUGCUGCAUUUUGGGGAGACAUUGCCUUAGACGAAGAAGACUUGCAACUCUUUCAGAUUGACAGGACAAUUGAUUUAUCAAGACACACCUUGGGCAGCAUUGGGCACACAACAGGUGGAUCUGGAGAACAUGAAGUUUCCAAAAAGAAGGGAACAGUUUAUCAACUUAUAGAUCAGAUACUGCGAUUGGGAACAGACAGCGAUCAAAAUACCACUGACAGAGAAAAGAACAACUCGGAAACAUUAAGAAAAAGUGAAAAGAACAGAGUUCCCAGAGCUGCAACAUCUCGCGCUGAGAGAAUUUGGCCCGGGAGUGUCAUCCCUUACGUAAUCGGAGGCAAUUUCACAGGUAGCCAGCGGGCAAUGUUCAAACAAGCCAUGCGGCACUGGGAAAAAUACACGUGUGUUACUUUCAUAGAACGGGCAGAUGAAGAAAGUUACAUUGUCUUCACGUACAGACCGUGUGGGUGUUGCUCCUAUGUGGGCAGGCGUGGUAAUGGUCCUCAGGCUAUUUCGAUUGGCAAAAACUGCGACAAAUUCGGGAUUGUCGUUCACGAACUGGGCCAUGUGAUCGGGUUUUGGCAUGAACACACCAGACCAGACCGAGACGAUCAUGUGACCAUCAUUAGAGAAAACAUCCAGCCCGGCCAGGAGUACAACUUCCUCAAGAUGGAGCCUGGAGAAGUGAACUCCCUCGGAGAAUCAUAUGACUUUGACAGUAUCAUGCACUAUGCUAGGAACACCUUCUCAAGAGGAAUGUUUCUGGAUACCAUUCUACCCGGACGUGAUGAAAAUGGCAUACGACCUCCCAUUGGCCAACGUGCACGAUUAAGUAAAGGAGACAUUGCACAGGCAAGGAAGCUGUAUAGAUGUCCAGCUUGUGGAGAAACUCUCCAGGAUUCGUCUGGCAAUUUCUCAUCUCCCGGAUUUCCCAAUGGAUACCCCUCAUACACACACUGUGUUUGGAGAAUCUCAGUCACACCUGGUGAAAAGAUUGUUUUGAAUUUUACAACCAUGGAUCUCUUUAAGAGUCGCCUGUGCUGGUAUGACUACAUAGAAGUACGAGAUGGUUAUUGGAGAAAGGCGCCUCUUCUUGGUAGAUUCUGUGGUGACAAGUUGCCUGAAGUUCUGAUGUCCACAGAUAGCAGGAUGUGGAUAGAAUUCCGCAGCAGCAGUAACUGGGUUGGGAAGGGGUUUGCUGCAGUUUAUGAAGCAAUUUGUGGUGGCGAAAUCAGUAAAGAAUCUGGACAGAUCCAGUCUCCUAACUAUCCAGAUGACUACAGACCGUUGAAGGAAUGUGUGUGGAAAAUAACAAUGGCUGAGCACUACCACGUCGGAUUAGUUUUCCAAGCUUUUGAGAUUGAGAGGCAUGACAAUUGUGCCUAUGACUAUCUUGAGGUUCGGAAUGGCAAUAAUGAAAACAGUCCACUGAUCGGGCGGUUUUGUGGCUACGAGAAACCUGAAGACAUCAAAUCUACUUCCAAUUCCCUCUGGAUGAAGUUUGUUUCCGAUGGAACUAUUAACAAGGCAGGAUUUGCUGCAAACUUUUUUAAAGAGGAGGAUGAGUGUGCCAGACACGACCAUGGAGGCUGCGAGCAAAAAUGUGUGAACACUUUGGGUAGUUACAAGUGUACAUGUGAUCCAGGCUACGAACUUGCAGCAGACAAGAAAAAUUGUGAAGCUGCCUGUGGAGGACUCCUAUCAAAGUUAAAUGGAACAAUCACCACACCAGGCUGGCCAAAGGAAUAUCCUCCAAAUAAGAACUGUGUUUGGCAAGUUGUGGCUCCCACCCAGUACAGGAUCUCUAUGCAGUUUGAAUUUUUUGAGCUAGAAGGCAACGAUAUCUGCAAAUACGAUUAUGUGGAGAUCCGCAGUGGCCUUUCAUCUGACUCCAAACUUCACGGAAAGUUUUGUGGGACAGAAGUGCCCGAGGUUAUUACAUCGCAAUACAACAACAUGAGGAUUGAGUUCAAAUCCGACAAUACCGUUUCAAAGAAAGGUUUCAAGGCCCAUUUCUUCUCAGAUAAAGACGAAUGUUCCAAAGACAAUGGAGGCUGUCAACAUGAGUGUGUCAAUACCAUAGGCAGUUAUGUUUGUCAGUGCCGAAACGGAUUUGUACUACAUGAAAACAAACAUGAUUGCAAAGAAGCGGAAUGUGAACACAGGAUUUACAGCGCCACUGGUCCCAUCACAAGUCCCAAUUGGCCUGAUAAAUAUCCUAGUCGCAAAGAAUGUACCUGGGAGAUCUCUGCAACUCCAGGCCAAAGAGUGAAGAUUACUUUUAAUGAAUUUGAGAUCGAACAACACCAAGAAUGUGCUUACGAUCACCUGGAAGUGUUUGAUGGGGAGACGGACAAGUUUGCGAUCCUCGGCCGGUUCUGUGGGAGUAUUAUUCCAAAUCCUGUCAUCUCCACUGGAAGUAAAAUGUUCGUUAGGUUUGUUUCAGAUGCAUCGGUACAAAGGAAAGGUUUCCAGGCUACUCACUCUACAGAAUGCGGCGGGAGACUUCGGGCAGAGAUUAAAUCCAAGGAUCUGUACUCCCACGCACAAUUUGGGGACAAUAACUAUCCGGGGCAAGUGGACUGUGAAUGGCAGAUUAUAGCGGAAAAAGGUUAUGGAGUGGAGCUAUCAUUCCAGACGUUUGAAGUGGAAGUGGAAGCUGAUUGUGGCUAUGACUUUAUUGAAUUAUUUGAUGGAUUUGACACCACAGCUUCAAGACUUGGACAGUUCUGUGGAUCAGGGCCACCUGAAGAAAUGUAUUCAACAGGAAAUGCCAUUUUGCUCCAUUUUCAUUCUGAUGACACAAUUAAUAAGAAGGGAUUCCAUAUACGAUACACGAGUACAAAAUUCCAGGAUACCCUCCACAUCAAAAAGUAACCCGGACCAUCGAUGAAGUUUCCUUUUUCUUUUUUUUUCUUAAAAAAAAAAGCAAAAAGCAAAAAUAACUAGAAUGAAUUACGAUGACAGAAGGGGGAGGAACUGAAGAAAAUGAAUUGUUGCAAAGUCAGCAGGAAGGUGAAGAACUUCAGUGGAAGACUUAAACAUGCAGACGACCAGAUAGUCCGAGUAUGAAACUCCAGGAACAGAUCACUACUUGCAGAGUAAUUGUAACGUUUUGCUUGCUGCAUCAGCUUCUGUCCUCUGCUGGCUACAGAGUUUCACCAGGUGGAAAAACUGCUAUACAGACUCCAGCCAACUGCACUAUCCAUACGAAUGAGCCGACGACUUCAACAGGCGCCAUUCAUUAGAUUUCUUCAAUCAGACAAAAAAAUAAUGAAAGGAGGAAAUAAUUAUCCUAUGUACUGUUCACUUUUCGACAUGUGGAUUAUUAAUAUAAAGAAAAAAUCCAUUUACUACAUAAUUUAUGAGGUUUUUGUAAGUCUCUUUCUUUUUUUAAACUGGUGACAAUUAUCUGUGAUUUUGUCUCUCAGACACAGGACUUCAAGCAGAACCGAAGAGCACUGUAGCAAACUGUGAAUUCCUUCCGUACCAAAAACAGGUCGAAAAGAGCAUUGAAAAUCCUGAGAGCAUUUUCUAUAUUUUGCUAUUGGGAUGUGCCAGGAUAGUUUUAUAUAAAUGUGUGUGUUGGUAGUUUGCACUUAGAAUGAUACGAAGGGCCUGCCUUUAGGCCCCAGCUAUUGUAUGUGUCCCUGGACUCCACUAUGUAAAUCAUCUGAAGUGAUAAGCAUAUGACUUUAUGUGAAUGAAAAUUAAAUUAAUAGAUAACCAGUUAAGAAUAGUGUUACCGCAGUAGUGUGCGCAAAUGGCCAUGGAGUAUUAGAAAGAAAAAUAGCUAACUGCAAUUCCAUAACAGUACCCUUAUAGCCAUUCUCUGUUGAACAAAAUAUAAUUAAACUGGUGAUAAUUUCUAGUGUUAUGAUUUUCAGCGAGAGGAACAAAAUAGAUAGAUUAACUCUGCGACCUCUACACCCCACAAUUCAGUCAACCUUUCAUGAUACACGGAUCUCCUGAUUUGACAGAUGAACUGACGAUGAGGAAAAGAAUAAUACCCCUGAAAAGUUGAUAACUCCUGGAAGACCAGAGAAAAGCCAUGCAAAGCAGGUUUCCAACGGUGCUACUCCAUGUUCCAAACCAUUUUGGUUUUAUGAGCCAAACAACCUUCAGAAUAUUGUCUGAUUUUCAAAAACAGUUGCAGGCAUCAGCAGAAGGGCAAAGACAAAUCUCAUCUUGAACAUAAAAUAAAAUCGGAGUGCUGUAAAACCACUAGUCCUAUGGAGACUGAAACAUUUAAUGCCUUUAGGAUGAUUCCUUGUAGAUCUUGCACAAUGCACACACGCUUUUAUGUACAACAACUCUGAACACUUGAUUUAAGGUAAUUCAACGACUUGAACACUUUUUGAUCAUUGUUUGCCGUGUAGAGAAUGUCCACGAAGUCAAUGUAUUUAAAUGCAAUGCAAAAGUGAAAUGUUUUAACCUAGCUAGGGUAUAGAAAUGGUGAAUAACCAGUUUGCAGACUGGCAGUUCAAUCUCAAACCAUUCUCGCCGUGUUCCACGAGAGAACCAUAAUAUUGGAUAUUUCAUUGCAGCACACCUGCAUUAUUAUGUGUUAAUUUACAAAGACAUCAUAAGGCUAUGCAGUGAAAUUAUUACAGUACGUGCCAAGUUCAAUUUGAAUUUGUUUGCUGAAGCCAAUCUGUAUUUUUGUUAACUUUAUAAGCAGAACAUUGUGGCUUCUGAAGCUUCUUAUUAAAGGUUUGUUCAGGUCAAGGUUCAGGAGUAAAAUCAAAUGUCAUUGCAAGAGAAGUUACAUUGAAAUGUCUUUCACACAGUAGUUUGCUACCUACAUUAGCACCAAUGAUCUUAUUUGUACCUGUAUUAUAUCAUUUGUUCAUGGAAACAUCACUAGCACUAAUAAAUAUGUUUUUACAA